Messenger RNA from Fragaria vesca subsp. vesca, 3037 nucleotides. RefSeq names its product ubiquitin carboxyl-terminal hydrolase 16-like. Gene Ontology annotation, cellular component: nucleus; cytosol. The transcript has 12 exons. Gene Ontology annotation, molecular function: cysteine-type endopeptidase activity; cysteine-type deubiquitinase activity. The record is from RefSeq and is a predicted model, not a curated record. Gene Ontology annotation, biological process: protein deubiquitination. Bases 216 to 2798 code for a protein of 860 amino acids. Lineage: Eukaryota; Viridiplantae; Streptophyta; Magnoliopsida; Rosales; Rosaceae.
CAAUCACCACCACCAGCACCACUACUACCUCUCUCGCUCAAAUUCCAUUUCUGCCCCUCCCAAUUUCCCCUACCUCCUCUCCCUCCCGCCCCGCCGCCACCCCCGCCGGAUCUAUGUAUAGCCACAACACCAUCCUAGGGCUUCUCUGCUCCGGUCUCAUCCUCGGCGCCGGAUAACAAGUUGUUAGGGUUUCCAGGUCUCUGAGCUCCCCCGCAAUGCCGGCCCUCGGAAUUCUAGGGUUUCAGGGGCUCCUGUUCGGUGUCGUUUUGGCGUCCUUCUUUGUGAUAAGGCACAAGUGGAGGAAUGCGGUGGCGAAGAAGGAGGAGAUCAUGAGGCUUGUGGCUAUGGCUUCCCAGGAGGCCGCAAUGGCCGAGUUUCAGUCCACCACGGCUCUUUAUGAUUCUUCUGCUGCUGCUGCUGCUCCGGUGCCGGUGACCGGUGCGUUUCACUGUGCUGUUUGUUAUUCGCAGACUACUAUGCGGUGCUCCAAAUGCAAGAGUGUUAGAUACUGUUCUGGGAAGUGUCAAAUCAUUCACUGGAGACAAGGUCACAAGGACGAAUGCCAACCUUUGGGGGUCCAACACAUUAGUGACUUAGAUGGGGAAGCGGCAUUUCAUCAUGGUGGAAUAGGUGCACGUGCCAGUUCGACAUCGCCGAGUACUGUGUCAUGGGAUGGUUUCUCUUCAUCUGGUACUGGAGCUGACACCCCUUCUGGUGAGAUUGUUGACAGAGCAGUGAAACCUCUUUUUGAUGGUCCUGCCCCUGAUCUACUUGGAAAUAUGUCCGAGUAUGCUAAUUUGGUCAAUUGUCAAGAUAACUUUUCGCGUGCAAAUAAGUUAGUUAAGAUGAAAUCCAGUCAUAGUGAUAAAGAAGUAGAUUCCAAAUCAAAAUUGGCCAAAGCUAAGAUAGACAUGUCUGCUGAUGCUCAACCUGCAAAUUUUGUUGGUAAAAAGCAAACUAGAAGGGGUACUUCAAUAGAAAAGGUAGUUACUGAUGCCGCCAAGUCCAAGAGCUUGUCAACUAGUAACUGGGAAGAUGAGCGUAAAGAAGGACGUUUAUCAUAUAGUGCUUCUAGUGGUCGGCUAUCUUCAGCCACUGGAGAGUUACUGGAUUCCAGCUUUAGAUCUGAAAAAGUUGACAGUUGUCAUGCCUUGCCUGCCAAAAUUGGUAGUAUCCCAAGCUUGCCGCAAAAUGCUUGUAAUGGUUUAAAGACAUCCAUGAAGAAAGUUGUGCAGCAGUUUAAAUCCUCAAAACAGCCGAAAUCCAAUCUCUCCGAGGUAAUUUUUCCGUAUGAGCUGUUUGUGAAACUGUACUCUUACAACAAUGUGGAUCUUUGCCCAUUUGGCCUGACAAAUUGUGGGAACAGCUGUUAUGCUAAUGCUGUGCUCCAGUGUUUAGCAUUUACUCAGCCUCUUACUUCGUAUCUUCUUCAAGGACUCCAUUCUAGAGCAUGUCAAAAAAAGGACUGGUGCUUUAUAUGUGAAUUUGAAAUUCUGCUCCAGAAGGCAAGAGAAGGGAAGUCUUCACUGUCCCCGAUUAGGAUCUUAUCGAAAAUACAUAAAAUUGGAAGCCAUCUUGGUCAUGGGAAGGAAGAGGAUGCUCAUGAAUUUUUGAGGUAUGCGGUUGAUACCAUGCAAUAUGUUUGCCUCAAGGAAGCUGGGGCUAUUGGUCCUUUGGCAGAACAAACAACUCUAGUUGGCAUGACCUUUGGAGGUCACCUUCGAUCCAAGAUAAAGUGCAUGAAGUGCCUUGGGAAAACUGAACAAUUUGAGCGGAUGAUGGAUCUUACUGUCGAAAUUGAUGGGGCAAUUGGAACUCUGGAAGAGGCUCUUGCACAAUUUACUGCUACUGAAACUUUGGAUGGAGAUAAUAGGUUCCAUUGUAACAGGUGUAAAUCUUAUGAGAAAGCCAGAAAGAAACUUACAAUUCUAGAGGCACCAAAUAUUCUUACAAUAGUGUUGAAGCGCUUUCAGUCUCGGAACUUUGAGAAGCUAGAUAAGUCGGUGCGUUUUCCAGAGGUUCUCAACUUGUCACCAUACAUGGAUAGAAGUGAUAAAUCUCCUUUGUACAAUCUUUAUGCUGUGGUUGUUCACCUGGAUAUUAUGAAUGCUGCAUAUUCAGGCCAUUAUAUAUGCUAUGUAAAGAAUAGUCGAGGGAACUGGUUCAAGAUUGAUGACAGCUCGGUUGAACCUGUAGAAUUAAAGAGGGUUUUAUCUGAAGGCGCGUACAUGCUUCUUUAUGCAAGGCGCUCACCACGAUCCCCACCCUUGGUAGGAAGUAACACCGUUUCUCAAGCUGGGUCAUCAAAUAGAAGGAACUCGGAAGCAGUCCCUUCAAGCCUUACCAAAUCCAAGUUGAGAUCUACUGUGCCAAGUAUGAUUAGUUGUGCAGCGCAACCAACAUCUAGUAGAAACCAAGACAGGAUGAGUUUUGAUGGUUCAAGCAACCAAUCAUUAGAUCCAGAUGACUGGAGAUCUCAUUCCAUGUACAGAGUUCCUGCGAUGGAUUCAUCAAGUGAGAGUUCAUCAAUUUUCAGCUCCUCGGAUGCAAGUUCUUGUAGCACCGUGAGCACCAAGGACUCCUCCAGCAAUGAAGAUUUUUCUGGUUACUUAUUUGGUCAAGUAGGAGCAAAUCCAUACAGCCAAUUUGGGCGUUCAUUGGACGUGUUCGCACCUUCCUUGUUCCCGAACUUUGAUGUAGAUAUGAAAGGCGGUACAGAGGACUCGGAAGGCGGAGGAAACUCCACAAUUUUGUUUAGUGACAGAAGUAGACAUCGGAGGAAGUCAACCUCGGAUUAAUUGAUGGCAGUAGCUAGCACUAGGGGACUGACCAGCCCUAAUUUUUUCGGAGGCCAGCCUUUUGCUCUUUCCCUAUGUAAUCUAUAUUUAUUUGUAUCAUUUACAAAAUCAGAGCAAACGGAUGUGGAGAACGAUCAGCUCAAACAUUUUACCGAGGUUUGAGCUGUGAGAUGUAAGUAGAGAUUAUGCCAAGGUCAUUAGGGCACUACUCGCUAAUUCUAGCAUAAUGUAGAGAAAUC